Molecule: messenger RNA, 809 nt
Organism: Pyricularia oryzae 70-15
Lineage: Eukaryota; Fungi; Ascomycota; Sordariomycetes; Magnaporthales; Pyriculariaceae
Exons: 1
Coding region: 132-641 (169 amino acids)
Source: RefSeq, a predicted model, not a curated record
CUCCAACAAACGCCAACAACGAUUUAAAUCCCCGUCAAACAAUCAAAGUCAUAUAAUUCUCUCAGUACCAUAGACCUCACACACCAAACAGUGAGCUGACAAGACCCUGUCGGAUCUCUCACACUUUGAAAAUGGCAGACCCAUUCGAAGAUGUCAUGAAUCUCGAAGAGCAGUUCUAUCGAGAAGGUUAUCAGCAAGGAGUGGCAGAUGGCGCCAAAGCUGGCAAGAUGGAAGGAAGAGGGCUCGGACUGGAGAAGGGCUAUGAGAAGUUCAUGGAGAGUGGGAGGCUAUACGGCAGAUCACUGGUCUGGGCAAGUCGGCUCCCGCAAGCCCAGCAGGCAGAAUCGGGAGCGCCGGAGAGCCAACAACCGCAGCCGUCUCCGUCCCAGCUUCCUCUGCUGACAGAAAAUCCAAGACUCAAGAAGAACAUUGUGACUUUGCACGCCCUGGUCGAGCCCGAAACUCUUGCGACAGAAAACUCGGAUGAGGCCGUCAAUGACUUUGACGACAGGAUAAAAAGGGCACAGGGCAAGGCAAGGAUAAUAGAGCGGAUGACGGGAGAUCAAGUGCCGCAAGUUGCCGACAAGGAAACCGGGUCUAACUUGGCGAGCAACGUAAGCAGAGGAAAUCUGGAAGUAUGAGGUGAUGAAAGGUGGACAGACAAACCUGAAAGGGAAGACAUAUUCGCCAUACUGCCAGUUGUCAAGGCUUAAGCGGUAAUCCUUGAUACCCACUUGCACACAACAGAAAUUUGAACAAACACUAAAGACCAGAACUGAACACAAUGAACCUUUUUCAGAAGCCAAAUC